AUGGCGAUGGAACAACCAGCACUGAGACAAACGGUCAGGAGCUUGUUGGGUAGUGGUGACCAAAGGGAUGAGAGAGGGCAUCAUGGGCGAGACCCCAUGGGCCCCGCUAAUCGUGGGGCGCCACGAACACAACUGGAGGGACGUGCCUAUUGUGGAGAGAGCGCCAAAGAUGAGGCUCAAAUCAGGGAGGUCGAGGCGUCAUGGGUCGACGUCAAGGGUGACACACCAUGGGCACCAUGUGCCAGCGAGCGGGUGAAGGGCCCUAAUAGCGAGCCGUUGCGAGUAAAGAGCGCUGAUGGCGAGGCAUCAGGGUUGUCGAGGGAUGGUGGCUGUGUUGAUCGCAAUAGAAGGGCGAUGCUAGAUGACGAACACAGGCAGCAGAGCCCGUAA
This is a messenger RNA of Ilex paraguariensis (yerba mate), 390 nucleotides long. The record is from the annotation of a GenBank genome assembly. Lineage: Eukaryota; Viridiplantae; Streptophyta; Magnoliopsida; Aquifoliales; Aquifoliaceae.